AAGGCAGUUGGCAGUUAUCGUUGGUUUUCAAGCCCAAUUCCAACGACUUUUAACUUGGUAAACUCCGCCACUCUAAAACCCCUCGGACUCUCCAAAGCAUUAUAUCUGUCUCACACAACACACUCACUCGUACAUGCACUCCCACCUCCACCGUUCUCUUAUUCAGCGCACAUUUUCUUCUUCGUCUUCACGCUUUGCUCUUCCACCCUUCUCAAAUUCACUUUCAACAAUGGCUUCCUCUUCUCUCACUCUCCCUUCCAUUUCUCUCCACAAGCAGCUUCCUUUCAAUGCCUCCUCCUCCAAUUCCCUGCGGAUUCGAAGCCUUCGACCUCGGAAUCCAGACCGAUCUAGGGUUUUCAUGACCAGCGUCUCGGUUGGAUCUCAGGCCCUCGUUAAUGAUUCCUUGUUCUCCGAUUACAGCCCCACCUCAGCUUUCCUUUUUCCCGGCCAGGGUGCCCAAGCAGUUGGUAUGGGAAAGGAGGCUCAAAAUGUACCUGCUGCUGCGGAAUUGUACAAGAAAGCAAAUGACAUAUUAGGGUUUGACCUUCUAGAUAUUUGCAUCAAUGGACCAAAAGAGAAGCUAGAUUCGACUGUUAUAAGCCAGCCAGCUAUCUAUGUCACAAGUCUAGCUGCAGUUGAGCUAUUUCGUGUGCGUGAUGGAGGUCAGCAGAUUAUUGAUUCAGUUGAUGUCACGUGUGGCCUAAGCUUGGGAGAAUAUACUGCUCUAGCAUUUGCUGGGGCUUUUAGCUUUGAGGAUGGACUAAAGCUGGUCAAAUUAAGGGGAGAAGCCAUGCAGGAAGCUGCUGAUGCUGCUAAAGGUGCCAUGGUCAGUAUAAUAGGACUGGAUUCAGAAAAGGUUCAACAGUUGUGUGAUGCAGCCAAUCAAGAAGUUGACGAAGCUGAUAAAGUUCAGAUUGCAAAUUACCUGUGUCCUGGAAAUUAUGCUGUAUCUGGAGGUGUGAAAGGAGUGGAAGCAUUAGAAGCCAAAGCAAAGUCAUUCAAGGCUCGAAUGACGGUGCGCCUAGCUGUUGCUGGUGCUUUCCACACCAGUUUUAUGGAACCAGCUGUCUCAAGAUUGGAAGCUGCAUUAGCAGCUACGGAAAUCAGAACUCCAAAAAUACCAGUUAUAUCCAAUGUUGAUGCACAGCCACAUGCAGAUCCUGACACAAUUAAAAAGAUAUUGGCUCGUCAGGUGACUUCUCCUGUUCAAUGGGAAACAACAGUGAAGACUCUCCUGACCAAGGGGCUGAAGAAGAGUUAUGAAUUGGGGCCUGGAAAGGUUAUAGCUGGCAUUGUGAAGAGAAUGGACAAAAGUGCAGUCAUUGAGAAUGUUGGUGCUUGAGAAGGCCAUUAAAGGGUAGCUACUUCACUAGCAUCCCCAUCACCUUGUGAACACAUCUGUAGCAUUUGAAGUUUGAGCUGAGGAUCCAUAUUCAAGUCAAACCCAGAGAAGACAUUUGGAAAUUCAAUUUUUGGUUAGCAUAGACCAGUCUUAGAUUUUUCAUUCCGCAUUAUAAUGGACCGAUUUGAGAGUUGUUUCAGUCAAAUUGUCAAUUGUUGUCCAGAGUUCCAAAAUGGUUCUGUACUAUCAUGGUUAUCUACUUGUAAUGGUAGUGCAUGAGAGUUAGUGGUGGCCAUAUUUAUAGAUUGCUGCAUUGUAUGAGAUAAGAUGAGUGAAUAAAUCAUAUGAGGGAGGUUGUAGUGGCAACUGCCAUUUGUUUGAAAUUUUUAUCAGCUCGUAAUAGAUGGUAUGAAAUUUUAUUUUUGAUUUCCGAUCACAUCA
Quercus robur (English oak) is the source of this 1783-nucleotide messenger RNA. RefSeq lists its product as uncharacterized. Gene Ontology annotation, molecular function: [acyl-carrier-protein] S-malonyltransferase activity. NCBI's taxonomy places the organism in Eukaryota, Viridiplantae, Streptophyta, Magnoliopsida, Fagales, Fagaceae. Bases 134 to 1342 code for a protein of 402 amino acids. The record is from RefSeq and is a predicted model, not a curated record. The transcript has 10 exons.